CGUACCUCAUUGCACACAUGCUCUGAAAGGUUUUGAGUUGGUUGCUCAUGUCACAGUCAGAUAUGCACAUGUUAACUGUCUAGAAAAGCAUACUCUGAAAAUAAUCUGGUGCAAAGAAUUGGUACAGAGACAUAAAAUUGUGAAAUAUUGAAAUAUUUACAUAUCAGGAAACUAACAGUAACACAUUAGAGUAUUGUUCGUAACAAAAUGUAGAAUAACAACCAGAUGAUGCAUUUGAAACGGGUAUCAAGACUGGACUGCUUGCCUGGAACGAAUCUGAGCAGGCCGGUGCACUAGCCACAAAUCGUAAGCAGCAAAUAUUUGUUGCUUAUUAUUAAUACAGCAUCAUGCUAUCAUGCUACAGGGCUGCAGGUAACAGAACAAGUUCCUGAUCACCAGAAAAUGAAGGCAAAGCAAUGCUUAGUCAGGCUCAUUACAAACAUUUUGGGAGAAAUUGAAUGGUCGUGGGACCAGUAUGAAAAGUGCAUCCAAGAACGUGUCGACACGGGCACUCCACUGAAGAAAGCCUUGCUGGUUCCUUUCGGUUCCAAAGUUGAAAUGUCCUGUCCUGGGAUUUGUUUUCCUCCAGAGGCAGAAUCCCAAUCUCCGUGGCACCGUGUAUCGCCCGUUUUAGGCUCGGCAAUAGGAACGAUGCCCAUGGGAAAAGGCGACCAGCGGCGACAGCUUAUGGGCUACGGUGCCCUGGUCAUUACGGAUGCUCUGCCAGGCGAUACGGGGAUCUACCGCUGCCUUUGGGCAGGAAGAACGUACAGCCUUUACCACUUGCAGGUGGUCCGGUCCGAACCAUAUGAAAUGGUCUGGGAGGACGAGUACAAUGAAACUGACGAAACCCUGACGUUGGAAGGUUAUGGGAUGCGAUCCUGGCUGGAUUGGUCCGAGUGGAGUGAUUGUGAUCGCUGCGGGUCUGUUGGCAGGAGGAGGAGGGUUGGUAUAUGCACUGUUGGGUAUAUGAAACGAAUGCACCGGGAAACAAAGGCACUCAGCAGAACCAUGCUUCAGACCUCACUGGCCGCAUUUCCAGAUGGAGUACCUUGUCGGUCAAGCCUUGUACCAUUGUAUAUUGCCGAGAACCUUCUGAAGAACAGGACCAGUGUUCACAUGAUAGGACUCUGUCGAGAACCAUGCGUGAAGGAUACAGGCGUAGUUGUAGUCACAGAUGCAUCAGGCCUAGUGGAAGAAGUCGUGGACAACAGUAAGGGCAUAUUCUCACUGAAACAGAAACUUCUAGAGCUGCCGAAAAGGAUUUUCCGUAAGACUGUCAAACGGGAACAAGGUGCAGAAGUGAUCCUGUCUUGUUCGAGACAACGCUUCAGCACAAAAUUCUUCCAGUGGCGAAAUGGCUCCAUCCUACUAAAUCCGAUGCUAGUUUUCCACUUGUCCAACCGUAGGGUCAAGAUAGACCUCGGAAACAAUCUACACAUUCUGAGGGCAGAGACGUACGACUCCGCAAUCUAUAGUUGCUAUGACGGAACCAGAAUGGUAGCAACGAUCCGUUUGUACAUCACAAAACCAAGCAUCUUUGCCAAACUACGGCGGAUAGCAUCUUACUUCAAUGUGGUAGUCAUGGUUGUCGCAAUACUCCUAGUAAUAAUAUCCAUAUGCCGGGGAUCACAACCUGGUUUGAGCUGACACAUUUAGUACGAAAGAUUGCCGAUUAAAAAUUUGCUUACCAAUUAUUGUAUUUCUAUUGG
This is a messenger RNA of Ornithodoros turicata, 1712 nucleotides long. RefSeq names its product Ig-like V-type domain-containing protein FAM187A. The record is from RefSeq and is a predicted model, not a curated record. Lineage: Eukaryota; Metazoa; Arthropoda; Arachnida; Ixodida; Argasidae. The coding region runs from base 403 to 1650 and encodes 415 amino acids. The transcript has 8 exons.